UUGGAGUACAUGGAACAGCAUUAUAUGAAGUAUGAUAAAACGCAUUUACCUCAUCCACACUCCAGAUGACACAAGUUGCGUUUAAAAGUCCCAGAUUGAUUUGAAUCAGAUAGUAAGAGAGUGAAAACAUGGGAGCGCCAUCGUUUCACUUGAUUGCCGUCUUUGUGGCUGUCCACAUGAUCCACUGCCAGAGAGUUUGCAACAGACAAGCUUCACUUGAAUGGCACCUUAAACAACACACAAUCCAAAUAAACUGGACUCUCGUGGGAAACAUCUGUAGCAGCGUUUCUGAGUGUUGGGAUUCUCACGGGGGAGAGGAGUCAAUUGAGCACCCUUUCAACUUCCCACAGAUAUGCCCACUUCAGCUGCAACAUGGAGACAAACUGUUGAUGUCUGCUGAUGAAACACUGAAGUCAUAUGGCAUUAGACUCCUCAAUGUGUCAAAAGACAGCUUUGAAAGCUGUUCCACAAAUAGACAGAUGAGAGAUCAGUUUCUUUUCCCCCACAAUAUAGAUGAAAGCGAGCAAGUUGAGGCCAAGUGGCUCGUCCCGGGUCACCAUUACUUCAUCGCUCUGCAUGAGGGAGACAUGCAGCUGUGUAAGCUGGGGUUAAGGCUCAAUGUGUCUGUUAAAGCGCAACUUUGUCAGGCUUCUCCUCUGCUUCGACUGUGCUCAGGGAACGGUAUUUGUCAAACAGGCCUCUGGGAAGGUGCAUACCACUGUCGAUGCCACCACAACUACUCUGGGAGGUUCUGUGAAAAGUCUGAUGCUUGUUUGGAUAACCCUUGUGAAAACAAAGGAGUCUGUUUGAGCAAUGGAUCCACAGAUCCAAACCACAGAACAUAUAAAUGUCUCUGUCCUCCACAUUUUACAGGUGUUAACUGCUCUGACAUUGUUGGGAAGGAAAACUGUGCCAGAAUUUGUGAAAAUGGGGCAUGUGUUCCAGCGUUGCCUAUCUCCUUCAAAUGCAUCUGUGACACAGGAUUCUCUGGCCCACCUUGUGACAAGAGGAAAGCACCGUGUGAUCCAAACCCAUGCAGAAAUGGUGGCGUAUGUGAGGAGCGCCACAAUGGAUUUGUUUGUCAUUGCCCAGAGAGAUUCGGUGGCCUCUACUGCGACUCCCGACUUGACUUCGAUUGCAUGUUAUAUGCAUGUCAGGAGGAACAAAUUUGCACUGCAGGGGAGCGUGCUUCUGAAUGUGUCUGUGCAGAUGGUAAUGUGGUCCCAGCAUGCAGGAGGCAGCAAAACCUGUGCAGCCCAUCACCAUGUCUCAACAAUGCCACCUGCGUGUCCAAGGGAAAUGAUUACGUCUGCAGAUGUCUGAGAGGGUUUUCCGGGAAGAAUUGUGAAGAAAUAAUUGACUACUGCAGGCUGCUCAAUAUCAACUGCCUAAAUGAGGGAUUGUGCUUGAAGAUAAUUGGCGGAUAUCAGUGUGUUUGUGCCCCAGGAUGGAUUGGAGAGUUUUGUCAAUAUGUAGGUGAUGCCUGCCUGAUAAAACCAAACAGCUGUUUGAAUGGAGCCACAUGCAUUACAACAAGUCAGCCAUCAUCCCCCCCACAGUACACCUGCAAAUGCCCCCUCGGCUUCACAGGAGCAAACUGUGAGACCGAGAUCAACGAGUGUGACUCCAACCCCUGUCAGCACAAUGGCACAUGCUCUGACUUGCUAGGACACCAUGAAUGCCAAUGUCCUACAGGUUUCCUGGGACAGAAUUGUGAAGUUGACAUAGAUGCUUGUGCUCUGCAGAACAACGCAUGUCCACCAAAGACUCUAUGUUUGGAUCUCCCAGAUGGCUUUGAAUAUACCUGUCGUAUACCCUGCCCUCAAAAUCUUCAACCGUGUGCCAAUGGAGGACGCUGUGUGCUGAAUACUGCUAGUAGCUACACCUGUAUCUGUACACCUGGUUGGUCUGGUCAGGACUGCCGUAUAAAUGUCAAUGAUUGUGUUCAACAUUGGUGUCAAAAUGGAGCCACUUGUGUGGAUGAGAUUGAUGGUUACAGCUGCCUUUGUCCCAGAGGAUACACAGGCAUCUACUGUGAAGAGGACAUUGAUUACUGUGUCGGCCGUCGCUGCUCUGAACACGGUGUUUGCCUGGACCAGCAGUAUAACUUUACCUGCCGCUGCAUGCUUGGAUUUGAAGGGUCGCUCUGUGAACUGGAAACAAAUGAGUGCAACAGCUUCCCCUGUGCAAGCGGUGCCACCUGUGUGGACCUAAUCAGUGAUUAUCGGUGCCACUGUCCCCCAGGGUUUGAGGGAAGGACCUGCUCUGAGAAUGUAAAUGAUUGCUUGUUGCAGCCUUGUCUAAAUGGAGGCUCGUGUAUGGAUCUGAUAAAUGACUACAUUUGUCAUUGUCCUCUUGGGUUCAAGGGGAAGGAUUGCUCUGUGGACAUUGACCUUUGCUCAUUUGGAAUGUGCAGUGAACAUACAUUAAUAUGCGCUGAGACCAAGGAUGGGCAGAAUGUCUCUUGCACAUGUAAAAGAGGGUUUGGAGGGUCAUUCUGUGAAGUAAAUCUCAAUGAGUGCGAGUCAAAGCCAUGCCAAAACGGUGGUAUUUGUGUGGACGGCAUUGACCUGUAUGAGUGCUUCUGCUCAGAGGGGUUUGGGGGUUUGAACUGUGAAAUCAACUAUGAUGAAUGUGUCCAUGGAUACUGCGCCAAUAAUUCCACAUGUAUUGACCUGAUUGCAGACUAUGAGUGCAUCUGUCCUCCGGGCUUUGCUGGUAAGAAUUGCUCCACAUCUGUCUCUGAAUGUGCAUCAGAUGUUGAGUUCUGCAAAAAUGGAGGAAUCUGCUCCCGCAACUUAGCUGGGGAGAUACACUGUAUUUGCCCUCCAGGAUACCACGGCAAUGACUGCUCCUCAUCUGUGAACCAAUGUGUGUCAAAUCCUUGCGACCCUAAGGGGAAUCUCCUCUGUGAAGAGCUGGAAAAUACUUAUAGAUGUGUGUGUCAACAUGGGUACACGGGGCCGCUCUGCAAAACACCUAUAAACCACUGUGUUGAUGGCUUGUGUCGACAUGGUUCAGUGUGUGUGGAUCUAUCAAGAGGGUUCAAGUGUGAUUGUUUACCAGGUUUAACAGGCGAGUUUUGUGAGAUAAACAUUGAUGAUUGUGAAGAAAAGCCGUGCGGAGUCCUGAGUAUUUGUAAAGAUGCUCUCAGUGGCUACAGUUGCUUCUGUGCACCUGGAUUUAUUGGAAAUAACUGCGAGAUUGAAGUGAAUGAAUGUCUCAGUCAGCCUUGUCAAAAUGGAGGCUCCUGCAUUGAUGAGCUCAACUCAUUCAGCUGCCAGUGUCCUCUUGGAAUCACAGGAAACUACUGUGAAGUCAACAUAGAUGAGUGCAUAUCCUCACCCUGCCUGCACAAUGCCACGUGUGUUGACCUUGUUCAUGGCUAUGGAUGUGUCUGUAUGCCUGGCUUCACAGGUACAAAGUGUGAACUUGACAUUGACGAGUGUGCUUCAUCUCCCUGCAAGAAUGGAGCCACUUGCAUUGACCAGCCUGGUAAUUACUUCUGCCAAUGUGUGGCUCCAUUUAAAGGUCAUAAUUGUGAGUUCUUACCCUGUGAGGCCAGUAAUCCGUGCGAGAAUGGCGCAGUGUGUGUGGAGGAGUUGGAUCAGGACCAUUUCCCUUUGGGUUUCCGCUGUCACUGUCACCAGGGCUUCGCUGGCCCCCGCUGUGAAAUCAAUGUGGAUGAGUGCAGCUCCAGCCCCUGUUUUCACGGCUUCUGCUAUGAUGUUGUAGACGGCUUUUACUGCCUUUGCAAUCCUGGUUAUGCUGGGCUGAGAUGUGAGCAAGACAUUGAUGACUGUGUGAACAGUUUGUGCAGUACCAACUCAAUAUGUAAGGACCUCCAUCUGAGUUAUGAGUGUGUGUGUCACUCUGGCUGGGAGGGGGAGUUCUGCCAACAAGAAAUUGAUGAAUGUUUAUCGCAGCCCUGCAAAAACAACGCCACCUGCACAGACCUUCUCAACAGCUACAAGUGUUUGUGCUCAUCAGGCUGGACAGGUGUGGAUUGUGCAGAGGAUGUGAACGAGUGUGAUUCUGGGCCCUGUUUAAAUGGAGCUCAGUGUCAGGAGUCAGACGUACCUGGGGAGUUCUCCUGCACCUGUCCCCCCUUCUUCAGUGGCCCCUUGUGCAACCAGCCUUAUGACCCCUGUGAUCCCCUCCACAAUCCCUGCCUGAACAACUCCACCUGCCUGACACGCUCCAAUGGAACAGCCUCCUGCAGAUGCCCAGCUGGAUUUGAAGGAAGUUGGUGUGAAAUUGACACCAAUGAGUGUAGCUCAAAUCCAUGCCAAAACCAGGGCGACUGUGUGGACCGGGUCAACAGUUACAGCUGUGAUUGUAAGAUGGGAUUUUCUGGCCUUCACUGUGAGGAAGACAUCAAUGAGUGCACCUCUAGCCCUUGCCACAACACUGGUGUUUGUCAGGACCUCGUGAACAAGUUCCACUGCAUUUGCCCUCCUGGUUACUAUGGAACGCUGUGUGACCUGGAUGUGAAUGAGUGUGAAGUUUCACCUUGCCUACAUGAGGGCAUCUGUAUCAACACGCCCGGGGGCUUCAAGUGUGUCUGUCGCCCUGGAUACUCAGGGGCACGGUGUGACGUUAACAUCGAUGAAUGUGUUUCAAACCCAUGCCAAAAUAGUGGGAGAUGUAUUGACGCACCUAAUCGAUACGACUGCUUGUGUCCUGAUGGCUUCACUGGGCUCCACUGUGAGACCAACAUUGAUGAAUGCAUGUCAGCGCCUUGUCUUCAUGGGAGCUGCAUGGAUGGAAUAUAUUCACACUCCUGUCUUUGUGAAUCUGGAUGGACCGGCAGCAGAUGUGAAACCAACAUUGACGAUUGUGCUUCCAGUCCCUGUUUGAAUGGAGGCUCAUGUGUGGAUCUCAUUGAUAAAUACGCAUGCUUCUGUCAGGAUGGUUACACUGGGAAAACUUGUGAGAAUGAUAUAGACGUCUGCAAAGAUGCCACUUAUAAUGUCUCACUGUGUUUCAAUGGAGCCACCUGCAUUGAUGGUGAGGGAUCAAACUUUACAUGCAGCUGUCCACCAGGUUUCAUGGGGGAUUUCUGUGAAGUGGAUGUUAACGAAUGUUGCUCAGCGCCCUGCCACAACGGUGCCAUUUGCCAAGAUCUUAUUAAUAGCUACGUCUGCCACUGCAGGUCAGGUUGGACAGGCCUUCACUGUGAGGAUGACAUUAAUGAGUGCCUUCCACAGCCCUGCAACCAGGGGAUAUGCAUUCAGAAUGAUCCAGGCUAUGGCUACACCUGUUUCUGUCGUCCUGGAUUUGUGGGGAGGAACUGUGAGCAUAACUAUGAUGACUGCCUGUUGAAUCCAUGUCCAGAAGCAUUUUCCUGUGUAGAUGGCAUCAACAAGGUCAGCUGCCUGCCUCCUGUUACGGAUGCUGUUCCCUUGGCGACCGUAGUCAAGAACAUCACUCGCGGCUCCACACCCAGAGUGCCGACGCCAACACUCAGCCCGGCACCAACAGCUGUGCAAUCCACAGAUUCAAGCUACGUUCAGUACUUUGGGAAUUCAUACCUGGAGUUUGAGGGUUUUGACCUCAGCACACUCAACAACAUUACUGUGAGAUUUCAAACUCGGGCAGCCCAGGGAACUAUACUUUAUGUGGACCAAGGACCUGCUAACAGUGAUUUCUUCUUCAUGAAACUCUUCAUCCUGGAUGGACUCUUGCAGUAUGCCUUUUCCUGCAACGAAGAGGAAGAGGUUACACAGAUCAGUACAUUAAUUCAUGUUAAUGAUGGCAAGGUUCACAUUGUUAAUAUCAGACAACAUCUGACCCCCUGUGAAGCAGAGCUAACGCUUUCUGGUCAUAAGAAAAUCAAAAGUACAGCAAGUAAUUACUGGUUGGGACACAUGAUGCAAAGAAUAAACCACGUCUUUACAGGUGGUCUGCCAGAACAAUAUAUACCCAAUCAGAGAGCGAAACCUUUCCACAACUAUACUGGCUGCAUUGAAGUAAUUGAAAUGAAUAAACGGAAGAGCUUUUACACAUCUGAUGCCAUUGCCGGCAGCAACAUAGACCGAUGCAGAUAUACCUUGUACGCCAUAGAAGCCUUCACAACAAGUUCCUCAAGUUUGACAACUCAAUCAACCACCUUUGACACAGUGAGCACAACAACAAUGGCAGCUCCCACACAAACACCAAAACAUCCUCUGCGUGAACCUCACGUUUGCCGUGACGGUUUCUGCCACAACGGAGGAACAUGUCAUCCGCUGCAGCUGCCUGGUGGAGCUCUGCCUUCCUGUCACUGCCCGCUUCAUUUUACUGGAACUUUUUGUGAGAAAGAUACCACAGUAUAUAUCCCCUCAUUUGAUGGAACAUCUUAUUUGGAGCUGCAGCCUCUUUCAUCCCUUCUCCAGCCUUCUGGUGCCAGUAAUAAUCUACCUGCUACUGUCAAGGACACCACCGUUAUUCUCUAUUUGACAGUGAAAACGAGAUCUACACAGGGCACCAUCCUCUACACCCAGGAGCAAAACUUUGGGGAUCAGUUCCUUCAUGUGUUCCUUCAAGAUGGAAGCCCUGUUGCUAAACUUGGGUGUGGGGGCAGUCAUGUUUUGAAUGCAGCCGCAGGCCAGAACAUCAAUAAUAACAGAUGGAUUCCAAUCACAAUCCGAUACAAUCUGCCUGUUGGCAAACAAGGAGGGUUAUGUAUGAUUGAAAUAGCUGCAGAUAAUGGCACAGUUCACCGUCUCGAGGAGUACGUGUCACACCCUGUGACACAGGGAACCUUUGGACCCAUAUUUCUUGGGGAUGUUUCAUCCCACUGGGAGAUACAUGACGGGAGAGCAAAGGGAGCGAGGAGAUUCAUUGGAUGUAUCAGGGAACUACAGGUCAACUCAAAGGAGAUUUACCUGGUGGGUGAGGCGGUGAGAGGGAGAAACAUCAAGAACUGUGACCCGCCUGUCUGCCAACACCUUCCCUGUCGGAACGGAGGAACUUGUGUCAGCGAUGCUGAGGACUGGUUCUGUGAGUGCCCCCCGCUCUACACAGGCCGGCUGUGCCAGUUCAACGCUUGUGAGCGCAACCCCUGCGGUCAUGGAGCCACAUGCAUCCCAAAGUCGCCUUUGGAGGCCGUAUGUCUCUGCCCUUAUGGAAGACAAGGUCUACUAUGUGACGAACCCAUCAAUAUAACUCGUGCCAGAUUCAGUGGAAGUGAUGAGUUUGGUUACACCUCCUUUAUGGCUUAUUCCUCCAUCCCGAGCAUCAGUUUCUUCUACGAGUUCAAGUUGAAGUUCACACUCGCCAAUAAUUCAUCUGCUGUGAAAGACAACCUGAUGCUGUUUGCUGGGCAUAAAGGACAAGGCAACGAUGGUGAUGACUUCUUCGUUUUGGGAUUGCGAAAUGGCAGAGUUGUGCACAAAUUCAACCUUGGAUCAGGCAUAGCAACCAUAGUCAGUGAUCGACUGAACCACCAGAUCAAUAUUCACACUGUUACAUUUGGAAGGUCCAAGAAAACAGGAUGGCUGAAGGUUGAUGGACAACGUAACAGAACAGGAUCAUCUCCAGGACCCCUGUCGGGCCUCAAUGUUUUCAACCAGCUCUUUGUGGGUGGAUAUAAUGAGUACACCCCUGAACUACUGCCACUUGGCUCCAGGUUCCGUCAUGGCUUUCAGGGGUGCAUUUUUGAUGUGCAAUUUUGCACAAGAAGAGACAGAAAGUUCCAAGUGCUGGGACAGCCUGCGGGACAUCCAGCCUUCGGGCGCAGCGUGGGUCAGUGUGGAGUCACCCCCUGUGUUCAUGUUCACUGCAGAAAUGGAGGAACAUGUGUGGACUCUGGGUCAUCUGUGUAUUGCCAGUGCCCAUUAGGAUGGAAGGGAGCACUCUGUUCUGAGACCGUGUCUGUGUGUGAUGUCGAGCACAGUCCCCCUCCUCUGUGUGCCCACGGCUCCACCUGCAUCCCUCUCCCGAAUGGAUAUACCUGCCAGUGCCCCCUGGGGACCACAGGACUCUACUGCGAGAAAGCUGUGACCAUCAGUGAUCCAUUCUUCAGCGGUAACCAGUCUUCAUGGAUGUCAUUCCCACCCAUGAGUAUUAGACAUAGGACUGUUUUGCAGCUGCAGUUCCAGCCUUUAUCACCUGAUGGCAUCCUUGUCUACACUGCACAACAUCUCAGUGCCAGAGCUGGAGACUUCUUCUGCCUCUCCUUGACAUCCGGGUUUGUCCGGCUGACAUUUAACCUUGGGGAUGGCACCCACAUCCUACGGUCGGUUAAGCGAGUGGACACGCGAGGCAGGACCUGGCACACGGUGAAGGCUGGCCGAUUUGGUCACCAAGGCUUCCUCAGUCUGGAUGAUGAGGAGGUUAGAGAGAAUGGCACUGAAGGGAUGACCACCCUCGAUGUUACUACAGACAUCUUUGUCGGGGGCGUGUCCACUCUGAGCUACGUGUCCACGGAGGCAACUGAAGGGGAGCCAAUGGGCUUCACUGGUGGUUUGAGAGAACUUACAGUCAACGGUCAAGAGUUGGAGUUAACAGAGACUGGGGCAAUAAGUGGAGCAAAUGUUGGGGAUUGGGAUGGGACUGCCUGCGGGUACAAGGUGUGCCAAAACGGAGGCCGCUGCCUGGCAACAGGACGGGACUCAUUCACAUGUAUAUGUCAGCCGUCGUGGACUGGCUCUGUGUGUAACCAGUCUGUAAGCUGUGUAAACAACAGCUGCAAACAUGGUUCCUUAUGCGCUCCAUCUAGUGUCACCUCAUACCUCUGCAUGUGCCCCUUAGGGUGGGGAGGGAAGUACUGCGACACAGAAAUAGCCACAGACACUCUUAAGUUUGUGGGGAACUCGUAUGUUAAAUACCAGGACCCAAGAUACAACACGAGAAAUUUUAAGUACACACAGGUUUCUUUCAGCUUCCACACAAGCUCAAAUGACAGUUUGAUCAUGUGGAUGGGAAAGGCUGAACAUGAAGAUGACGACUACCUCACAGUAGGGAUUGAGAGCGGCCACCUCAAGAUUGCAGUCAAUCUCGGGGAGAGACUUUCCCUCCCAAUAACUUUCAGAAAUCUCACACUCUGCUGCAACAUAUGGCAUAAUGUCUCCGUAUCUUUAAACGGCACAGUUAUUCAGGUGUUACUAAACAAUAAGAGAAUCCUCUUCGAAGACGUGGACCCAUUUGAGCGUUACGUGGCCUUAAACUAUGGCGGUCAGCUUUACUUUGGUGGAUUUGAAUUACACAGAAACGUAUCAAUAGUCACUUCUGGGUUGUUUUCAAAAGCCUUUGAGGGACAUCUCAGAAAUGUUUAUUUGUUUAAAGAUACCAAGCCACUGCUGCUUCUCAAAGACGGUGAGGGUUUUAAUGUUUAUGAUGGGAAUGAAUAG
Messenger RNA from Morone saxatilis (striped sea-bass), 9335 nucleotides. RefSeq names its product eyes shut homolog (gene eys). Gene Ontology annotation, molecular function: Notch binding; calcium ion binding. Gene Ontology annotation, biological process: Notch signaling pathway. The record is from RefSeq and is a predicted model, not a curated record. The coding region runs from base 129 to 9335 and encodes 3068 amino acids. The transcript has 50 exons. NCBI's taxonomy places the organism in Eukaryota, Metazoa, Chordata, Actinopteri, Moronidae.